Periconia digitata is the source of this 1353-nucleotide messenger RNA. The record is from the annotation of a GenBank genome assembly. Lineage: Eukaryota; Fungi; Ascomycota; Dothideomycetes; Pleosporales; Periconiaceae.
CGGACAUGUGAACUCAGUUCGACGACCACCACCAGUAUCGCCAUGGAAGAGGUCCGCGCCUGGACGAAAUCUAUCUCGUCCUUAUCAGAUUCCGAGUUUUCUCCUCCCCUACGUUCGAAACGAGCCCGCCGCUGUACGAGUCAUCACCGACGAGUCCGCCCGCGACUUGAUAUAUCUGCGCAAGCGUCUUCACAUAUCUCAUCCAGCAUGGAUUCGGCUACUGAUGCAUCCUCUAUACUCUCCCUGGACUCUAGAAGAAGACUGAAAGCGACAAGUCCAUUGAUGAAGCGGAAAGGGUCGCAAAGUCCGGAGCGAACACAGCGGGUUUUGCUGGAGCAAGGAAAACCUCCGAUCCGUAUCAGACAACCAGAUAGUACAAGUCGGAUAGCUUCAUCAGAGGAGCUACAAGGCAUUCUAUCCGAUGAUUUCUCCGAUUGUUUUAUCCCAGAAUACUUCAGGGAACGCCUCCGUCAAGCAGAUCCAGUAGUCUUUAGAAACGAUAUUCGAUCGCAUAUGUUCGAACGACCAAAUGAAACAGAGUUGGAUCAGGCGACAACAGAAAAGUUAGAGUCAUUAUGGAGACGGGUGCAACGCAUCCACACAAGAGCAAAACGAUGCAACAACAACAACAAGGACGAGAAUGCAUGGGCAAGAGUUGUUUGGGAAGUUCUAGAGGCAGUGGUAGAGAAUGAUGAUGUUGCAUGUCUGGAAAUCAACAGCGUCCAAUCACAAAGCAUACAUCCCGAUUAUCUAUCGAUAGAUAUUUCGGGUCUGGCAGUAUCAAAAAAGGCCGACUUCGUUCUUGCAUUUUGCGGAGAUGACAAUGAGAACAUCAGCAAAGUCUACGAGAAUUUUAGAUCGGACAACAAAGGUGCCACGCUUAGUCCUAUGACGGAUGCAUACACCUCCGGGACUGCUCUUGCAUGCGCCAUAGAGCUAAAGGAGGCUGGGGGGAAAGCUACAGAAGCAGAGAUGCAACUUGCUGUUUACCAUGCAGCCAUGCUGUGGAAGAUAAGGGAGCUGGUCAACAUGAGGAGAGAAAGGCCGAUGGAGGAGAAGGAGAUAGAGAGUCUAGUACCCUCAGUGUUAGGUUGGACUGUUAUCGGGCAUAAGUGGUCACUGUACAUCUCGAGUCUGCUGCCUGACAACAGCAUUAUGUGCCAAGGUCCUUUCGACGGAUUGCACACCAGUACUUCCACCCGCCAUGGUAUACUCCUCCUUUUCAAUCUUUUGCGGCGCGUGACUGCCGUGGCAUCCGACAUGCUGUGGCCAGCCAUGCAGGAAAUACUUGGCAAAGGCGAAGUUAGAGGCUGGAGACACCAUUUUAGAGAGGCAACAGCGAAUAUAUCCUGA